UCUGCUCUUCUGCUGCACUCGGCGAAAAUUUCAUUUCGGGUAACUUAACUUAUUACAUUUUUCUGAGAGUGAAAACUGAAGAAUGUGUUAUAAUGCAAAGCCUAUUUGUUUCACUGUCGUCUGAGUAAAUUGUGUUACAGGUCUGUUCUGCCCACUCAAAUUUUGAAACAAAACCAUGGCAGCAGCUAUUGGAAGGACAUGCCAUAAUAUAACCAAAUCACUUGUAUUUAAUGCUUUGUGUAAUAGUCCAAGUACAUUGAAGAUAACUAGACGAUGUAAUUCAGUUUUCAAAACACCUUUCUUCCAGUGCAGCCGCAGUUCCCCCAUAAAAUAUUUUAAAUACUUACCUGUUGGCUGCUCAUCAUUAUACCGACACUAUGCCACAGAUAAAAUAGACCCGCAGAAGAUUCUUGAAACGGCUUUUCCACCACCUAAGGAGAGUGUCGGAUCAAAUCCAAACAAAGACCAGCGGGAGAAGAAUGAAGAAGACGAAGAAGAACUUCGAAAACGUGAACAGUCAUGGCGCACAAUGAAGCUGUCACUGAUUGCUAUGGGCAGUUCAAUCGUGCUUUUGGGUGGAUACAUCAUUAUUUCUUUUGGAGCGCCUCUGCAGAAUGAAGACGGUUCCUUCGAAGAAGACGAGUUCUCCAGAUUACCUACUGUCUCACAGUAUCUCAAGAGGGCUUACAGAAACUCAAGUCUUUAUUUAAAGAUGAUACAAGAACCGUCACGCAAGAAGCUACUUCCAGAUCCUGUAACAUACCCGUACAUUCAGCCACCCUACACACUAGUACUAGAGAUGACGGACCUUCUAGUGCACCCAGAGUGGACCUACAGUACCGGGUGGAGGUUUAAGAAGAGACCCGGGGUGGACCAGUUCUUGGAACAAGUCGCACCUCCCUUGUUUGAAACUGUAAUAUACACUGCAGAACCAGGAAUGAUUGCCUUCCCCAUCCUUGCAACGCUAGACUCCAAGGGCAGCAUCAUGUACCGUUUGUUCAGAGACGCGACGGAUUACAUUGACGGACAUCAUGUCAAGAACUUGGACUGCCUCAACAGAGACCUUAAAAGGGUUAUAGUGGUAGACUGGAAUCCAGACUCGGUGAAGCUACAUCGAGCCAACACCCUCCUAAUUCCUCAGUGGAAGGGUGAUGUCGACGACACUUCACUUAUAGAACUUGCGGCUUUCCUCAGAACGAUCGCUGACAACCAGGUAGACGAUGUGAGAGACGUUUUGUUGCAUUACAGUCAGUAUGAUGAUCCGUUAGAGACAUUCAAGGAGCGACAGAUCAAACUCUUGGAGGAAAGUAAAAAAUUAGAAGAAGCGAGGAAAAAGGAACCAUCAAAAUUUCCUUGGAAGCCAAAAAGUUUUUAAAUAACACUGCCUACUUAUGCUUGUCUGCCUGUCAACUAGUCUGUAAAUAGUACAGUGCAAUGAGUUUUGUUAAGACUGUUCCAUUACACAAUAUGUUCUGUUCCUUCGAUGGCUUUAUCACCUUAGACCUUUUGCAUUUACUGUGGUUUUGGCUGAUGUGUUCAUUGUGGAAGUAUCGACAGAAGUGAUUUGGACCAAACAAAUGUUAAAAACUGUACUCAAUUUGGAGUUCUGAAGCGCCAGAACCUGUUUGAAGAUAUUGUUACACUAAUGUUAAGUGCAGUGUUAUUUGUGUUAAAUAUUUAGUUAAAUA
Macrosteles quadrilineatus (aster leafhopper) is the source of this 1688-nucleotide messenger RNA. Its product is annotated as mitochondrial import inner membrane translocase subunit TIM50-C-like. The coding region runs from base 176 to 1375 and encodes 399 amino acids. The record is from RefSeq and is a predicted model, not a curated record. Gene Ontology annotation, molecular function: phosphoprotein phosphatase activity. Lineage: Eukaryota; Metazoa; Arthropoda; Insecta; Hemiptera; Cicadellidae. The transcript has 9 exons.